AUGACAGACACCGAAUUUUUACAACCCACCCUAUGUCAACGAGUAUGCUGCUGCUUCAGCUCAUCCACAUCAAAAGAGCCACCAGUAAAACUUAUAAGAUCAGGAACACUGCAAACAGUAGCGCCGAAAACAAAUGGGCAACAUAUUUCCGCCGCUGAAAAUACGAUUGAUGGGUUUGAAGAUGUGAAUUUAGAAGUGCGAACUGCAGCUGACAGCUCGAUUCCGCGAGUGCUAGUGGAAAAAGAAUCGAACGCCUUCAAUAUGAAUGACAUUAUGAUGGAAGAAGUGCUUCGAGAAGAGAAACCGGACGAUGUGGAGUGUGUUAUUGAGGACGCUGUUUCCAUCAGUACGGAUGUCGUGGAAGAGGUAGACGAGUCGGAGCUCUCUCGACUUCGGUUGCAUUCACCCAAAGAAACGCCUUCAUCUGAGAAGAAAGAAGUGGAUCAGAAGUCGAACUCUUCACAGGAGUCCCGGGACAAAGAGAAAGAAGAAAUCACUCGGCGCUUAUCGCUGGAGCUUCCAUCGACAUCGAAAGCAGAUGACGCGCAGAGUCUUGGACGGGUUUCACCUGAUUCUAAAGAAGAUGACACAACUCCGACACAAGGAGUAGCUUCAGUGACGGUCACUAUUGAAAGCAGAACAGUGGACGCACCAAUAGAAGGGUCGAAGUCACUCAGCGACAUUGAGGAGAAGUCAUCUAGUGACUCAGAAGCCCCGGAAGCGGACGCGAAUCAAAAAGACGUGGUCGUUACUUAUUCACAAGAAGAAGUGGUUGUGGAGAUCACUCCCACCGCACAGAAACCAUUCGAUCCUGUAUCGACUCCAUCGAAAUCCAUAAUGUAUGCGGACACUUCUUCCGAGGAAGAUAGUGACGAAGAAGAGGAACAUGAGAUCAUGCCACCAGUGCAAAGAUCGCAGAAGAUAAUGAAUUUUGAUAAAAUCCAUGAUGGGCCUACGGUGAAUGGAAGGCUUACGAGCGGUUCGACAAUCGCAUCGAACCCUUUUGAUGAUUCCAGUUCUGAAGAUGAGGAGCAGAGUCGGAAACAUGAUAUCACGUCGUCGAAGGAAGUGACAGUGACGAGGAUUGUGGUCAGGGAUGAUGGUAGACCAGAUGAGCUUACCUCUGGAUCGGUGAAGUUGUCACUUGACGGCAGAGAGGCAAUUACCGAUGAAGAGUUUUCUGAGAAGCUUAUCUGA
Necator americanus (New World hookworm) is the source of this 1197-nucleotide messenger RNA. RefSeq lists its product as uncharacterized. The record is from RefSeq and is a predicted model, not a curated record. Lineage: Eukaryota; Metazoa; Nematoda; Chromadorea; Rhabditida; Ancylostomatidae. The coding region runs from base 1 to 1197 and encodes 398 amino acids. The transcript has 6 exons.